AAAAAAGUAAAUCCAGACUUACAAGUAGAAGUAAAGCCUAGUAUUCGAGCAAGAAAAAUUCAAGAAGAGAAGAUGAGGAAGCAGUUGCAAAAAGAAGAAUACUGGAGAAGGCGAGAAGAGGAAGAACGCUGGAGGAUGGAAAUGAGACGAUAUGAAGAGGACAUUUACUGGAGGAGAAUGGAGGAAGAGCAGCAUCACUGGGAUGACCGUCGCAGAAUACCAGAUGGAGGAUAUUCUCAUGGUCCUCCGGGAACUCUAGGCAUGCUGGGAGUUAGACCAGGAAUAUCUCCUCAGCCCCAAGGACCAGCUCCUCUACGUCGACCUGACUCCUCUGAUGACCGGUAUGUGAUGACCAAACAUGCAGCUAUAUAUCCAACAGAGGAAGAACUUCAAGCAGUUCAAAAAAUUGUUUCUAUUACUGAGCGUGCUUUGAAACUUGUUUCUGACAAUAUGACUGACCAUGAAAAAAGCAAGAACAAAGAGGGAGAUGACAAAAAAGAUGGCAGUAAAGACAGAACUUUGAAAGGAGUUUUACGGGUAGGCGUUUUGGCUAAAGGUUUGCUACUCCGUGGAGACCGAAAUGUCAGUCUUGUUUUGUUAUGUGCUGAGAAGCCUUCAAAGAUGUUACUCAGUUGUAUUGCUGAAAGUCUUCCCAAACAACUUGCAGUAAUAAGUCCUGAGAAAUAUGAUAUCAAGUGUGCAGUCCCAGAAGCAGCAAUAAUUUUAAAUUCAUGUGUGGAACCCAAAAUGCAAGUUACUAUCACACUGACAUCUCCAGUCAUUCGGGAGGAGAACAUGAAAGAUGGAGCUAACAGCCCUGGUCCAAAGCCGAGUAGCCGAGGGACUUGGCUCCUGUCAGGGGUUGCUGCCAAGACAUCGGAAGGAUUUUUGACCAAGGUUUUCUAA
Molecule: messenger RNA, 906 nt
Organism: Merops nubicus (carmine bee-eater)
Lineage: Eukaryota; Metazoa; Chordata; Aves; Coraciiformes; Meropidae
Product: zinc finger RNA-binding protein-like
Exons: 6
Cellular component (GO): precatalytic spliceosome
Molecular function (GO): single-stranded RNA binding; double-stranded RNA binding
Source: RefSeq, a predicted model, not a curated record